AUACAGCUUAUCUUUAGGCAUUCGAAUUAUUCUAAGAAUCUAAUGUAUGUUAAAGAACAAUUUUUAGAUUUGUUGAAAAAUGAAGAGUGCUUGAAAAUCGAGCCUGAAAUUCAUAGACAAAUUACGUCGUUUGAAUAAAUCGAGGGACGUCGAAAACAACUAUAUAUAAUUGCUUUAAUGUUGAAAUAAUAUGUAAAAAACAGAUAGAGUGCAUAAAAAUUAGUAGAAUUAAUUUGGUACCUUUAAGAAAGAUAAUACCAAAUGAAGAAUUGAAAAAAAAAGAACAUUUGCAAUUAGAAAACUUUCUACCAACUACUCGAUAUAGAAGAUAAUAAUUGCUAAAAAACAAUCGUUCUUUGCUGUUUUUUUUUGCGAUAUUAAUUGAAGUCGAUACUCUCAUCAAAGUUUGUCCAGCUUCAAUGAAGAAUAACACAUCAAUGGAGUUUUAUUAAUGUAAAGAGAUUAGUUUUAUGUGUCUCCAAAAUUAAAAACGUAGUAUUUUAUAAAUUGAUCAAAAGUAGUAGUACAGGAUGUUAUUUUAUUAGGAUACCAAAAGGAAAGGUUGUCGAUAAAAUCGAAAGAAAACUUUUGAUCAACAAAAAAUUGAAAAAGCUUAUACUUUCUUUUUAUUACAAGAGCUUUCUGCUCAAAAUUAUUGAUUCUCAAGAGCCGUAAUAUUCUGAUUCAAAUAUCGACGUAUAUUUUUAAAAGCAUGAUAUACUUAUAAUUUACUCUACGUUUUCAAAAAGUGAUGUCGCUAUUAAUUGUACUGUUAUAGUUUAAAAUGUACAUAAUGUAUAUAAUAUUUAAAUAUGUUUUUAUAGUUGUUAUUAUUAUUAAUAGUAGCAGUAAUAAUAGUAGUAGUGACAUUAGUAGAGUGGACUAGUUCUACAGAGGUAGUUUAAAACAUACAUAAUGUACAUAAUAUUUAAGUAUGUUUUUAUUAUUGUUAUUAUUAUUAAUAGAAGCAGUAAUAAUGAUAAUAGUGACACUAGUAGAGUGGAGUAGUUCUACAGGGGAAACCACUUAAAAAAAAAAGCACUGGGAGUUCUACCUCGUAGGUAGUGUGGAAACGAACUCGUAUUUUAAUUUUUAUUAAAAUAAUAUAUGAUUUAUUAAUAAUCAUUAAUUAUUAUUUUUUUAUAAAAUAAUCAAUAAAAUUUUCUUUUUCUUUUUUGUGAAUCUGUAUAUUAGUUAUAUGUAUCAAUUAUAUUAGUUAUUAUUUAUAUGCGUUUGUCGUCAACCAAAAUUUUACCGGCACUGUGUUUAGCAUGGAUCACUGCGAGAUGCAUGUUAACAAUAAACAAUAUAAAUAUGUGAAACUAAACAAAUGUGAUGUUUACUAGACUAAGCUAAGACUAACUUAUACUAUACGAUUGUUACGUUACACGUCAAAUGAAUAUAGGUUGAUACAGGAUAUGUCCCAUUUAAAAUUUUUAUAUAUCCAUAAGUGAUUUAUUUUGUUUUAUUGAAAAUAUAUAUACUGUUAAUUAUCAACGCAGUGAAAUCGAUUGCCUAUUUGGAAAUAAAUAUUUAAAAGAAAAGUUAUCUCUAUAUUUAAAUGAAAAUUCAAUUAAUUUUUAUUACGCAGAAGAUUAUGAACCAUGAUAUCAAUUAUUCUCAAUUUCAUUGUUAGAAAUUCGCCAGAAAAAAAAAAAACGUUACGUAUCCAAAUGUUUUUAUUACGAUACGAUGUAAAACAAUGAUAUAUCAUGUUUUUUUAAAAAUUUAUUAAAGUUGUAGAAGUAUAUGUUGAAUAAAGAUAAAUUUUGCCAUUAAAGUAUAAAUUCGUGAAUUAUUAAAUAUUUUUAAUAAGUAAUAUUAUAAGCAGGGUUUCAAUAUUUAUGAAAUUCUUGGUCUUUUUACGAAUAUACCACAGAAUUGAAUUUCACAAUUAUUUAACAAUGUUUUAUUAAAAUACAACAAAAUAUCUAUAUAGAACACACAGAACAAAUGAAACACAUUUGAUACGUGUGAUAAAAUAAUAACGAAGUUCAUUGAUAUAAACGUUAUUCUACUAUGAAGUCUAAACAAUUCAUAAUUUUGUCAACUCGGCUUGUACCUUGAAAAUCGACUCAAUAUUUCUUCAACAAAUCCUAAACAAACGAUUAUAAAAACUACGUAAACACAAUGUUUCUUCUUCCCGGUAUUUUAUAAUGUUUUCUCAUAUUUAUACUGAUAUUAUUUUACUUGCAUAUAUUCGUUGAAAGCGACGAAAUUUUCAAAUUUUACUACCAGGUGGUGCUUCGAUCAUCACGGAUUUCGAUUGGAAAUCUUGUUUCUUCUUAACCAAUCAUCGUUCAAUUUUUGUUACUAAAAUAUUAAACAGGACUUAUGAACGUUUAACGUAAAAAUAAUGUGAAUUCAUUUGCGAAUGAAAAAAAAGUAAAAGUAAAUUAAGAAUAAAUAAAAAAAAUUCAGUUAAAGAAUUCAUAUUUUGAUAUUUAUUAACGCAUAGUUGGUAUACACAUUCAUUCUUCUCAAGAGUAUCAUCUGUGUUGCUUGUAUAAUACUAUUUGUAUUGUCGAGUAGUUAAAAAUAAUUGAAAAGUAAAUCUUCAUAAAUCGAUCGAUUUCAUAAAUGCAUAUGUGCAUAUAUAUAUGUAUAUAUAUGUUCGGAUAAAAAAUAUUUUUCUUAUUAAUGGCUGCGAAUGACAUUAAACAAACUCUUAGAAAAUUAGAUUUUCCUUAUUGUGCUAAAGAGGCAUUAGCCAGAAUCGAAAUAUUAUGCAGCAGACCCGGAAAACAAAUGGAUCUUCAAGGGGAUCUAAUGACAGAAUUUAUUUUUGGAGAGAUAGAAAGACGUAAGAAACGUAAUAUGACCGUUGCUAUGCAGGAGUUGCAACUUAUCGAAGUUUUAAGUGACUUUUUUCAAAGUCCGGGUGGUAGUCCCGCAGUACGAAAUGCUGUUUUUCUGUCAUUGUUUCCAGCGGAAAGUCCAAGAUAUAAAAUUUUAGGCAAUUUGGUAUCUCUAGCAAUUGCUACUCAAAAUAAAGCAAUUCUUAAUGCAACUGGAAUCUGGAUGCAGCAAUUGGGUUCCACUUCAUCUCAAAGCGUAGGACUGGCAAGGCAUGUACUCAAUGACUAUUUUGUCCUUACACCAAAAUCUAUUGACAAGCUAAAGCAGCUUCCUGUCCUUGCCUCCCAUUUCACCGCAAACUUACUGACGGCAAUAGGUGAAGUUUAUGAAGAUAAAGAUCCACCUACGGAAUUGCUCAAAUUAGUAGGAGAAUGGAUAGAUGAAAAUCCAAGUUUGCUAUUAACACCUUUGAUGGACAACCCUGCAUUGCCAAGCGGUGGUAUACCUAUGACACCAAUAACACCUAUAGCUGGUCUUUUCAGAUGGUGCAUUUUAAGUCCUUUACGCUUUGAUAUUACAGUCAAUGGGGAACAGGAAGAUCGGAAAAAGAGUUAUUCCAAAAUUCAACAGUUACUUAUGGACUCUGUACUGAGGUUAAAGAGCAGUGGGACUAACAAACAUGCUAUAUCUGCACAACAUUUAGCAGCUACUGUCCGGGUAUUAACCACUACUUUACAGACUUGUACAAAUAUAAAUUCUGCAUUACGUGAUUUAGCAAUGGAGAGAUUAGCUCAAGCCGUGAGCGCAGCAAUGUCCGCAAAUUGUAUUUAUGGUAAUAAACAAGAAUUACUAGCAUUGUUACAACCACUGUCAUAUCAACAUUUUUUAAUUGAAUGGACUCUACAGACGUAUACUUCCAAAACUGCUUAAUAAGUAUUCCUUAUAAUUAAUUUUAAUAAAAGUAUAUUAUUUAAGUUGAUCAGGAUGAUGGAUAAUGGCUAAUUUAGUGCCUAAAUAAAUUACGAUUAUUGUAUUUCUAUAUAAAUAUUAUUAUUUGUCAAUUAUAAGUAAUUAUUAUCUUUAAUUGAUAUAUUGACAUGAAUUAAUAUAAAAAUUAAAUUUUCAUACCAGAUAUUAUUUAAUAUUUAUGUGUAACUUAACUGUAAGCAGAUUGUAUAUAUAUUAAUUCAAAAUGGUUUAAAA
Vespula vulgaris is the source of this 4002-nucleotide messenger RNA. RefSeq names its product integrator complex subunit 15. The record is from RefSeq and is a predicted model, not a curated record. Lineage: Eukaryota; Metazoa; Arthropoda; Insecta; Hymenoptera; Vespidae. The transcript is spliced from 4 exons. The coding region runs from base 2641 to 3729 and encodes 362 amino acids.